AUGGCUAAUAUAAAAGCGUAUAUCACCAAUUGUGAUCGUAAUUAUAAAAACAUGAAAAUUGUGUAUGAACUGGCAGGUAAACUUAGUCAAAGCACCAAUAUCACUCCUCAAGAACGAUCUAGUUUUCUAGUUCGAUAUAAGGACAUUGAACGUUUUAGGCAACAAUUUGAAGAAGCUUUUACCAUUAUUAUGUCUAGUCCAGAGGCUAUGAGUGACAAAUCUCGCGAAGAAUUAGAAGUUAGGUAUUCAGCCUUCAUGGACAUGUACUAUUCUAUUCAAGUUUUACAUAGUUCAUUUGAAACAAAAAGUAGCAAUAGUACUCAACAAGUAUCAGUUAAAUCAGAACCUGGCAUACAUCUUCCGAACAUAUCCCUAAGUAGGUAUACAGGUGUGUACACUGAAUGGCCAAAUUUUAUUUCUAUAUUCAAUAGUUUAAUACAUAAUAAUGAUAGCUUGAGCCCAAUUCAAAAAUUGCAUUAUUUGCUGAGUGUUUUAGAUAAAGAACCACUUUCUUUAGUGAAACAUUUAGUAAUAUCUAAUGAGAACUACAAUGUUGCUUAUAAUCUAUUAAUUGCACGCUAUGAAAACAAGAGAGUGAUCGCUGAUAAACAUGUAGAAGCAAUUCUUAACUUACCAACUUUAGCACAGUUAUCUUUAAAAAAUUUAACCAAGUUUGUUUACACUAUAAAGGAAAAUACUCAAGCCCUUAAUGCUCUAAACAUAGAUACAAAAUCAUGGGAUUUUCUUUUACUUCACAUUAUUCUCAGAAAAUUGUCCCUUGAAUUAAGAAGUAAAUUUGAAUCUCAAGUAGAUGCUAGGAGUAUACCAUCAUUUAACAAUUUAAUUACAUUCUUAGAAAAUCAACUAUAUAUUUUAGAAAAUUUAAAUACAUGUACACAUAAGGCUUCUACCAGCAGUUCAUUGACAGUUGUUGAAUCCAAACAGCUUAACAAAAAUAAACCUUAUAUGGUUGUGUGUCCCUGCUGUCAGGAAAAUCAUAGUAUAUACCAUUGUUCCAAAUUUGAUGCAAUGACUCCAGAACAAAGAAAAUCCUUUGUUUAUCAGAAUAAAUUGUGUUUUAAUUGUUUACGGACUCAUCACAUUGCUAAAUGCAUCUCACGUAGUGUAUGUGGAGUAUGUCAUGGCCGUCAUCAUACAAAGCUACACAUCAUGUCUAAUACAGUAAGGCCUAAUCCAACGGAAGAAGUUGCUGUGUCCACAUUAGGCUCCAUCAUGCAACUUCAAUCAAGUAAUGAUGAGCGACAGUUUACUAUGAUAUUGGGUACCGUUUCUGUUUGUGUACGGGAUGUCAAUGGGCAAUAUCAUUCAGCCCGUGCAUUGAUAGACAAUGGUUCCCAAGUUUCUAUUAUAUCUGAAAGUCUUGCUCAGCAGUUAAGGCUACCACGUACACCGUCGAGAUGUGUACUUGGAUUAGGUGCUUCAUCAGCCAAGCAAACUAGAGGUACAAUACAUUGCCAUAUAAAAUCGGUACAUGAUUCCUCCAAAUUCAUUUCUACUGACUGUUUAAUAAUGAAACGUAUAACAGGUAAUCUUCCUUCUGUUGAAGUCAACUCUUGCAUCAUGGAUAAAUGUAGAAAUUUAGUUUUAGCGGACAAAAACUUUUCAGUUCCAGGACAAAUAGAUCUUCUUUUGGGUAUUGACACAUAUAAUCAAAUUCUGGAUGGCAAGCGGUGUAGCCUGGGUGAUGACAUGCCCACUGCACAUUCAUCCUUAUUCGGUUGGGUUAUUAUGGGCAGAGCACCAGCAGCAUCACAGCACUCUUAUAGUGUAAUUUCGAUGGCCUGCACAGGUGAUCCUUUCUUCAAUCUUUCUAGGUUCUGGGAGUCAGAGGAACCUCCCAGCCAGCCUAUACGGGAUCCUGAAGAUAUUCUUUGUGAAAAACAUUUUACUGACACCCACACGAGAGAUGACACAGGUCGUUUCAUUGUACGGUUACCAUUCAAAGUAGAUCACAAGCCUUUGGGAGAAACACACACUACCGCUUUAAAGCGAUUUCAUAAUUUAGAGCGCCGCAUGUUAAAGGAUGACAAAUUGCAUGAAUUAUAUGUAGCCUUUAUGAAAGAUUACAUUGAAGCUGGCCAUAUGCGUGAAGUAUCAACUCCUGUUUCAAGGGAGCGAUAUUACAUUCCGCAUCAUGGCAUACUACGAGAACAUAGUAGCACCACAAAACUUCGUGCUGUAUACGAUGCUUCGGCCUCUAGCUCCACUGGUGUUUCCCUCAAUCAGAUACUUAUGUCUGGCCCCAAACUUCAAAAAAGUAUUGAAGAUAUAAUUUUGCGUUUUAGAAUCCAUAAAGUUGUCUUCACAUGUGACAUAAAACAAAUGUACCGCCAGGUACGUAUGCAUAAUGAAGAUUCUCUGCAUAUUCGUGUCAUUCAUGAGCUGGCUCACAUAAAUUCCAGCCAGCAUCCUGAGGCUUGUAGAGUGUUGCUAGAGGACACAUUCGUAGACGACGUUGUCAGUGGUUCUCAUAGUUUUGACUCUGCUCAGCACCUGCAACAAGAACUUGUUAACAUUCUAUCUCAAGGCGGCUUUGCUUUACGUAAAUGGUCUAGCAAUUCAAAGGAGUUUUUGGAGUUGUUUGCUUCAGAUCACUGCGAGCCACCUUACCGUUUCGAAGAGCAUGGUGAUAAUGUUUACAAGAUUUUGGGCAUCGAGUGGAACGCAAAAACUGACAGUUUCAUUUAUCGUGUUUCAAAUAUUAGCGACGUCAUGACAAUGCGUGGUGUACUUUCUAAUAUUGCCAGACUUUACGAUCCAUGUGGAUUCCUUGCGCCUGUCACUUUCUAUGCAAAGCACAUCAUGCAACAAUUGUGGGCAAGUCAGUGUGGAUGGGAUGAUCCUCUUCCUCCUGCCAUACAGGAAAGUUGGUCAGAGCUAAUUUCAAAUUUUCAUCAACUCGAUAAAGUAUCGAUACCACGUUGGGUAAUCACUAAUCAACCAUUGGUUUGUCAGCUACACGGUUUUAGUGAUGCGUCUGAACGCGGAUACGCUGCGUGUGUCUAUCUGCGCGUCCAGAAUGCUCAUGGUAUUUCGACUCAACUAUUACUCGCAAAAUCGCGUGUAGCACCUCUUAAACAAAAACUUACCAUUCCAAAAUUGGAAUUAAACGGUGCACUUUUACUUAUACGUCUUACAAAACACGUAUUUGACAUCUUAAAUGUCAAAGUCAAAAUUAGUAGUGUUGUUGCUUGGUGCGAUUCAAGUAUAGUUCUUUCAUGGCUUAAAACUUCUCCUCAUAAACUUCAAACGUAUGAGGGUAAUCGUGUAUCCCAGAUUCAAAAUCUGUUUCCCGAUGUUACAUGGAAGCAUGUACCGUCCAUGAUGAAUCCAGCUGAUCCAGCCAGUCGAGGUCUCAGUCCUGCUGAAUUAGUUGAUCAUCCUUUAUGGUGGUGUCCAAAAUGGCUUGAGCUGGACGACUCAACAUGGCCAGAUAACAUUCCUGACCUAAGUGAAGCGGAAUUACCUGGCAUGAAGUCUUCACCGUUUGAAGUCUAUGUGACUCAGACGGUUGAUGAAUUUCCUGCUCUUACAAAAUUCAGCUCGUUUCCCAAGUUACAGUCUGUGGUAGCUUGGUGUAAGCGCUUUAUUUACAACCUGCGUAACUAUUCUCAACGAAGAACUGGACCUCUUAGCGUAUGCGAGUUGAGUGCAAGCACGCACACUAUUGUCCGGCUAGUUCAGUCUUCGGAGUUUUUGGAAACUUCUAGAAGGUUACGUGAGGACAAACCUCUCAAGGGUUGUCUUUUAAGGCUCAACCUAUUUCUUGAUCAGGACGGCCUUAUUAGAGUUGGUGGAAGACUUAUCAACUCAAAUUUACCCUACAACGCAAAGUAUCCGCUUCUACUUCCAAAAACUCACCAUAACGUAACUCAGCACAUUAAAAAUUCACAUGAAGAAAUUCACAAACAUUUAGCACGUCAACAAGUAGUUUGGCAUUUGAAUCCUCCCGCCAGUCCACAUAUGGGCGGUUUGUGGGAAAGCGCCGUGCGCUCUGCCAAGAUUAUUUUAACUCGAGUUAUCGGCGAUCGCUCACUGGUUUUCGAAGAAUUAGCUACCAUUUUUGCCAAGGUUGAAGCUGCAUUAAAUUCGCGUCCUUUAGUCCCUAUAACUAAUGAUUCAAACGAUUUGGAUGUUCUAACACCGGGCCAUUUCCUCAUCGGUAAACCCCUUCAGGCAUUGCCUGAGGAGGAAAUGACAGAAUCUAAUCUUUUAAAACGAUGGCAAUUAGUUCGUCAAAUAACUCAGCAUUUUUGGAAACGUUGGCAAACCGAAUACCUUCACACAUUGCAACAACGACCCAAAUGGCUUGCUAGGCUACCUAAUGUCCAAGUAGGUGAUUUGGUCUUGCUAAAGGAAUCCGCUUUGCCACCGCUUCGAUGGAAGACAGCCCGCGUAACAAGGGUUUAUCCAGGUUCUGACGGCACUGUUAGGGUGGUUGAAUUAAAAACUUCAGCUGGUAGUCUACUUCGUCCAGUAACUAAAAUUUGCCCGUUAUUAUGCCAAGCCUAA
This is a messenger RNA of Galleria mellonella (greater wax moth), 4533 nucleotides long. RefSeq lists its product as uncharacterized. Gene Ontology annotation, molecular function: nucleic acid binding. The transcript has 3 exons. Lineage: Eukaryota; Metazoa; Arthropoda; Insecta; Lepidoptera; Pyralidae. Bases 1 to 4533 code for a protein of 1510 amino acids. The record is from RefSeq and is a predicted model, not a curated record.